This is a messenger RNA of Cokeromyces recurvatus, 1074 nucleotides long. RefSeq lists its product as uncharacterized. Gene Ontology annotation, biological process: poly(A)+ mRNA export from nucleus. The record is from RefSeq and is a predicted model, not a curated record. The coding region runs from base 1 to 1074 and encodes 357 amino acids. Gene Ontology annotation, cellular component: nucleus. The transcript is spliced from 4 exons. Lineage: Eukaryota; Fungi; Mucoromycota; Mucoromycetes; Mucorales; Mucoraceae.
AUGUCAGAAAAAUACAAGAAUUUAAAAGUUAAAGAACUUCAAGAAUUAUUACAAAAGUAUAAUCUUCCUCAUUCUGGUAAAAAAGAAGAAUUAAUUGAAAGAUUAGUGAGACAUGAUGAAAAGGUGGAAUUAGAAAGAAUUGAAAAAGAAUUUGAACUGGAUGCCGAUUUUGAUGAUUCAAAAAUUAAUCUUAAUGACAUCUCUUCUGAUAUCUUCGCACCUAUUGCAUUGGAAAAACCUGAUGUACUUGAAGAUGAAACUAAAAAAUUAAAGGAAAGUGACACAACAGCUAAAAAGACUGCUGCGGCUAUAGACAAUUCUACAAUGAUAAAAAAAUCACCCUUUAAAUAUACACCUAUUACAUUCAAUAAGAAGGAUUCUAAUAGUGAGAAGAAAAAUUCUAUUAGCAAGAAUCCAACUAUGAAUAAAGCUAUAAAGGAUCCAAAGACAGAAAAAUUACGUUUAGAAGCUGAACGUCGUUUAGAAAGAUCAAAGCGAUUUGGUGUCAAAUUAACUGAAGAUGAAAUGAGAAAGAUUCGUGCGGCUCGUUUCGGCAUGAGCCUUGAUGAUAAGAACAAUAAUAAAAAAGAGAAAGUUUCAACUAAGAAUGAGGACAAGUUAAAGAAGCGUGCGGAACGAUUUGGUGUUUCUAAAGAAGAGAAUAAACAACAGCAGAAUAAAAAACAACAAGAUAAAAGCUUACAACGAAAGAGGAAUCAGCAACAAAAACAAGAAACCAAGAAACCAUUUAUUCGUAAAGUAAAACAAGGUAGAAUUUUAUCAAAAAAGACGAAUAAUUCAGAAAAGCAACAUACGUUGAAUAAUAAAUUGCAAAGACAACAACUCAAUACUAGUAAUCGAACUGUCACAAUUCACUCUAACCUUACCAAGCCUACAAUAUCUUCUUUAAAUAAACAAAAGCCACAUAAUGGAAGAAAUAUCAUUAUUCGUACUAAUCCUAACAAUGACAGAACAGUGACGAUUGCUAGCAAUAAGAACAAUAAUCGGAAGAGAGGACGCGGAAAUGAGCCAUCUCAUUCAUCUAUUGAUACAAGUAAGAAAAGACGUCAAUAG